AUGAAAGUGAAUAAAAAGAAAGAUGAACAACGACUUAGUAUCAUGGAAAAAUGGCAUUCAAAAACAACAAUGAUGAAUAUAUCAAAAUUCUCUACAAAUCAAAAUGGUAUUGUUCAACAAGUUAAUGCUAUUCUAAAAGAUCAAGAAAGGUUGUUUAGAAGAAGUCAACAAUUAAGAGGAACUAAAAUUUAUUUGAAUGAAGACCUUAUUUCUUCUUCAGAAGUAUUUGAUGAUGGAGAUUUUUAUCAACAACUUAUUAAAGAUGCAGUUGAUUAUGGUAUAACUGGAAAAGGUCAACCUAUGAUGAAUAACACAAAAAAACAAAUACAAAAGAAAAAGAAAAGAGUUAACACAGACAUCGUAUUUCCUAAAUUAGAAAAUUUUAAAUGUCCUGUAGAAUAUAAUGAAAAAUUAAUGGAAGUUGAUCGAAGUAUUUUUAUUAAGAAUUUAUUCAAAUAA
Messenger RNA from Entamoeba histolytica HM-1:IMSS, 459 nucleotides. RefSeq lists its product as uncharacterized. Gene Ontology annotation, cellular component: nucleolus. NCBI's taxonomy places the organism in Eukaryota, Evosea, Mastigamoebida, Endamoebidae. The coding region runs from base 1 to 459 and encodes 152 amino acids. The transcript has a single exon. The record is from RefSeq and is a predicted model, not a curated record.